CAAGGAACUAAGGACAAAAGGUGAUACUCGAAGUCAAGAUUCUUUCCAAUUGGUAAGACUUCAUAGCUCAAUCAUAAUGUCGACCAACGAAACCGAGCCCGUAGAAAAGCGGGAACACUCCUCAGACUCUCACUUUGAAGACAAACCCCACAAGGAGCAGUGCCGCUCUGUCGGCACAAGCACUACGCAUCGGCCCUCUGUCGCUGCCUCAGCAGUCGAGCGUGCUCGCCGAAAUAUCAACGCCAAACUUGCAAACCCUCUCCAAGGUUACAGCUAUGAUGAGCUUCGAAAGAUGGGCCGGGCAUAUGCCUACGAGCACUCCCUUGCUGAAAAAGAAGACGUCCGAGCCAUCGAGAUUGGAGCCAUGCUUGCCCGAGACCCGGAGAAUUUGACCCAUUGCAAGGAGAUGGGUGUUACAGAUGAAGAGUAUGAAAUACUUAGUAAGGAAAUCAAUCAUAGGUGGAGCCAGCCGUGGACACUGUAUCUCGUUAUCAUCCUUUGCUCAACUUGUGCGGCUGUGCAGGGAAUGGAUGAAACUGUCGUCAAUGGCGCCCAGCUAUUCUAUCUGGGCCAAUUUGGUAUCGGUGGAGAUGAUCAACGGUCCACAUGGCUCUCCGGCCUAGUGAAUAGCGCCCCGUACAUGUGCUGUGCAUUCAUUGGGUGCUGGCUCACUACUCCGUUCAAUAACUGGUUUGGACGAAGAGGAACGAUCUUCAUUACAUGUCUUUUUAGUGCUGUAGCCUGCUUUUGGCAGGGGUUUGUCAACACGUGGUGGCACAUGUUCAUCGCCCGAUUUGCCCUAGGCUUUGGCAUCGGUCCUAAAUCCGCGACUGUUCCGAUCUACGCUGCCGAAUGCACCCCCCCUGCCAUCCGUGGUGCUUUAGUGAUGCAGUGGCAGAUGUGGACUGCUUUUGGUAUAAUGGUCGGCUAUGCGGCCGAUCUUGCCUUCUACGGCGUCCCCGACAAGCCCAACAUUACUGGCCUCAACUGGCGCAUCAUGAUGGCGUCCGCCAUGUUGCCGGCUGUCAUCGUAUGCUGCUUCGUAUUUCUCUGCCCGGAGUCUCCUCGUUGGUACAUGUCCAAGGGUAGACAUGCUUCUGCUUACCACGCCAUGUGUAAACUGAGAUACAAGAAGAUACAAGCUGCCAGGGAUCUUUUCUACAUGGCCGAGCUACUGAAGGCCGAGGAAAACAUGAAGAUUGGUCAGAAUAAGAUCAAAGAGCUGUACACAGUGCCUAGAAACAGGAGAGCUAUGUUGGCGAGUGAGAUUGUUAUGUUUAUGCAACAAUUCUGCGGUGUGAACGUAAUCGCUUACUACAGUUCCUCUAUCUUUGUCGAUUCUGGCUUCAGCGAACAAUCCGCCCUAGGUGCUUCCCUCGGCUUCGGGGUCAUCAACUUCCUCUUUGCCCUACCAGCCGUGUACACCAUCGAUACAUUCGGCCGCCGUAACCUCCUCCUCACAACCUUCCCGCUUAUGGCAAUCUUCCUGCUUUUUACCGGAUUCUCGUUCUACAUCCCAGAAACAUCGAAGGCUCAUGUAGGAUGCGUCGCCCUCGGCAUCUACCUGUUUGGAAUUGUGUACUCCCCUGGUGAAGGGCCGGUUCCGUUUACGUAUUCAGCAGAAGCAUAUCCAUUAUAUGUCAGGACAAUUGGUAUGUCUCUUGCGACAGCGACGACAUGGUUCUUCAAUUUCAUACUUUCUAUCACUUGGCCCAGUUUACUUGCAGCCUUCAAACCCCAGGGGGCUUUCGGCUGGUAUGCUGCCUGGAACCUCGUGGGUUGGGUUUUAGUGCUGUUGUUCCUUCCAGAAACCAAGGGAAAGACCCUCGAGGAACUCGAUCAAAUCUUCUCGGUGCCUACUCACGUUCAUGCUGCCUAUGGACUUCGACAGAUCCCGUACUUCUUUAAUCGAUACAUUAUUCAGAGAAAAGUUGAGCCAGAGAAGCUGUAUGAGAGAGAGCACACUGAUGAAAGUGCUGUUGGUGAGGAUAUGAAUGUUGUCUAA
Molecule: messenger RNA, 2005 nt
Organism: Lindgomyces ingoldianus
Lineage: Eukaryota; Fungi; Ascomycota; Dothideomycetes; Pleosporales; Lindgomycetaceae
Exons: 7
Coding region: 77-2005 (642 amino acids)
Biological process (GO): transmembrane transport
Cellular component (GO): membrane
Molecular function (GO): myo-inositol:proton symporter activity
Source: RefSeq, a predicted model, not a curated record